This is a messenger RNA of Branchiostoma floridae (Florida lancelet), 816 nucleotides long. Its product is annotated as alpha-2,8-sialyltransferase 8B-like. NCBI's taxonomy places the organism in Eukaryota, Metazoa, Chordata, Leptocardii, Amphioxiformes, Branchiostomatidae. Gene Ontology annotation, biological process: oligosaccharide metabolic process; N-glycan processing. Bases 33 to 752 code for a protein of 239 amino acids. The record is from RefSeq and is a predicted model, not a curated record. The transcript is spliced from 3 exons. Gene Ontology annotation, molecular function: alpha-N-acetylneuraminate alpha-2,8-sialyltransferase activity.
GCGCAUCGACAAACUUCGUGUACUUCACAGACAUGGAGGAAAACAACUCAAAAUGUAGAAAAAAGAGAAAAUGCGUCACGAGAACGCCGGUUCGUCACUACCGCACAUGCGCAAUCGUCGGCAAUGGCGGGAUUCUUCUCAACAGCAGCUGUGGGAACGAGAUCGAUUGCCAUGAUUACGUCAUUAGAAUCAACAUGGCGCCCGUCAAGAACUAUGAGAAGGACGUUGGAAGGAAGACGAAUAUGACUUCCGUCAAUUGGACCCUCACCAAAAUACUCAUGAAGAAGCUGUCAGACAACGACACACGGGAAGGAGUUGUGGACAGUUUAUCGACUGUGAAUCAUGGAAUUAUCAGCUACGUUAAAGUAAUGCUAGACGAAGCCAAAGAGGCUCUUCGAGCUCUGGACAGCAGCCUGGCACGGAGCGGCAUGAACGUCACAGUUACAUACUCUUUACACACUGUGCAACCAAUACUCACACGUAUGUUACGUGCAAAGCUGGUACCAAAACUGCGCGUUCCGACUUCCGGGCUCAUCGCCUACAUCCUGGGAACGACGUUCUGUGACGUCAUCACCCUGUACGGCUUCUACCCGUUCGCCACGGACAUGCGCAACAGGACGCUGUUUUAUCAUUACUAUGAUCAUAUUCCCGUUAAUCACAGAAAUAGGCAUAACUUUAAUAUAGAAUAUGACUUUCUUAAAAAGCUUCACAACACCGGGGCUAUCAGGCUGGUUUCAGACAAGUGUAAAUGAAUUUAUAUCCUAAAAUUGGUACAAAUUAACAAGUGAAACCAUGUGUGCAUUAGUAAUGGUUCUU